AUGCAGAACCUUUUUCUCUCUGCUCUGGCCUUCAGUGUCGCAGCCGAUGCCUAUGGCUCAGGGGCUGCCGGCUGGGACGCGGCUUAUUCAAAGGCCCGAGCGGUCCUUCCCAAGCUGAAUCAGACCGAAAAAGUCGGGAUUGCCACUGGCGUCGGUUGGGAAGGAGGGCCCUGCGUGGGCAACACUUAUCCAGCUAGCUCGAUCAACUAUCCCUCUUUAUGUCUACAGGACUCACCCUUGGGAAUUCGCUUUGCCAAUCCGGUCACGGCUUUCCCCGCCGGGAUCAACGCCGGAGCAACUUGGGACCGUAGUCUCCUGUACGCGCGCGGUGUUGCCAUGGGCGAGGAAGCCAAAGGUCUGGGCGUGCACGUCCAGCUAGGACCAGUCGCUGGGCCUCUAGGAAAGAAUCCCAAUGGCGGUAGGAACUGGGAAGGGUUCUCGGUCGACCCGUAUCUCAGCGGAGUUGCCAUGGAAGAGACAAUCCAGGGUAUGCAAGAUUCGGGCGUUCAGGCCUGCGCCAAGCACUGGCUUGGGAACGAGCAAGAGCACAACCGCGAUACCAUGAGCUCUAACAUCGGCGACCGCGCGACGCAUGAGUUGUAUGUAUGGCCGUUCAUGAACGCAGUUCGGGCAAAUGUCGCGUCCGUCAUGUGCUCCUAUAACAAAUUGAACGAGACUUGGGCAUGUGAGAGUGAUGCUAUCCUGAACGAUCUAAUGAAGGACGAGCUAGGUUUCCCUGGCUACAUUAUGACCGAUUGGAAUGCGCAGCACACUAGUGUCAACAGUGCUUUGGCUGGACUCGACAUGACCAUGCCUGGCAGUGAUUUUAAUAGCCCGCCCGGCAGCAUAUUCUGGGGACCAAAUCUCGUGCAGGCCGUUGCUAAUGGCUCUGUACCUCAGGCGCGUCUGGAUGACAUGGCAACGCGUAUCCUGGCAGCUUGGUAUCUUCUUGGUCAGGAUCAAGGCUACCCCGAGGUGACUUUCAGCUCUUGGAAUGGCGGAAAAGCCGCUGCCGAUGUAACAGGAGACCAUGCCACUGUCGCCCGCACCGUGGCCCGUGAUUCGAUUGUCCUAUUGAAGAAUCAGGAACAUACUCUGCCUCUACGGCAACCUAAAAGCCUGGCUAUUAUUGGGCAAGAUGCCAUCGUCAAUCCCAAUGGUCCCAAUGCAUGUGGAGACCGCGGCUGCAAUACCGGCACGCUAGCUAUGGGCUGGGGCAGUGGCACAUCGGAGUUUCCCUACCUCGUUGGUCCUCUCGACGCAAUCCAAGUUCAGGCCAGAAAGGAUGGUACGAACAUUAUCCAGAGUACGACCGACAAUACCACGGCUGCUGUCUCGGCUGCUGCAUCGGCGGAGACUGCUGUGGUUUUCAUUAACGCAGACAGCGGUGAAGGUUACAUUACAGUGGAGGGCAACGUUGGUGACAGGAACAAUCUCGAUCCCUGGCACAACGGAAACGAGCUUGUCAAGUCCGUCGCAGCAGUGAACAGCAACGUCAUCGUAGUCGUGCAUAGUGUGGGGCCCAUUAUCCUAGAGACCAUCCUAGCGCAGCCCUCAGUGAAAGCAAUUGUCUGGGCCGGGCUACCAGGUCAAGAAAGCGGAAACGCCCUGGUUGACGUGCUCUAUGGCAGCACCUCUCCAAGCGGUAAGCUUCCUUACACGAUUGCCAAGCAGUUUUCAGACUACGGGGCCGGCUGGAACAGUGGGCUCGAUGACAAUUUCGUUGAAGAUUUGUUUAUUGACUACCGCCACUUCGACAAGAACGGCAUCGACCCGCGCUACGAGUUUGGCUAUGGCUUAUCGUAUACGACUUUUAAUUACACUGGACUUGUGGUUAGCGUUGCUGCCACAGCUGGGCCAUCAAAUGGACGAAUUGUCCCUGGCGGGGCAGAGGAAAUUUUCGAGUCGGUCGGCACUAUCUCUAUCGGUGUCGAAAACACUGGCGAGGUAGCUGGUGCUGAGGUUGCUCAGCUCUAUCUUGGCCUGCCGGACUCCGCCCCAAGUACUCCCCCCAAGCAGCUGCGAGGGUUCCAGAAGUUGAAUCUCCAGCCGGGAGAGCCGGGAACAGCUACUUUCGAGCUCACUCGGCGAGACUUGAGCUACUGGGAAGUGCAGACACAAAAGUGGGUUGUACCUAGUGGUACCUUCAUUGUCUAUGUUGGAACCUCCAGUCGGGAUAUUCGUGAGGAUGGAAAGUUCACUGUCACUUAG
Penicillium roqueforti is the source of this 2211-nucleotide messenger RNA. Its product is annotated as beta-glucosidase. Gene Ontology annotation, molecular function: beta-glucosidase activity. NCBI's taxonomy places the organism in Eukaryota, Fungi, Ascomycota, Eurotiomycetes, Eurotiales, Aspergillaceae. The record is from RefSeq and is a predicted model, not a curated record. Bases 1 to 2211 code for a protein of 736 amino acids. Gene Ontology annotation, biological process: glucan catabolic process. The transcript is spliced from 4 exons.